Pelobates cultripes (western spadefoot toad) is the source of this 426-nucleotide messenger RNA. NCBI's taxonomy places the organism in Eukaryota, Metazoa, Chordata, Amphibia, Anura, Pelobatidae. The record is from the annotation of a GenBank genome assembly.
AUGGCCAAAGAAUUAGGAGUUCCACUUGAGGAUUACAAACACAUAAAAACAUUAGUUACAUUACUUGAUGAUCAAGAAAAAGAUCCCCCUUUAACUGACCUGAAACCAUUAAGCUGGUUUACACCUAAUUUUAAAGACAUAAUAAAUGUGGAUUUAUUUGUGCAAAUAACCACAGAUAAAAUUGAACAACUUAAUGUCAUAUCAACACCACUGACCAGCAACCUGUCCUAUGCAGAAAAUCAAGCUUUAAAGGAACUAAGCUCUGAUAAGAAUAUUAUCAUCAAACCCUCAGAAAAGGGGGGAAAUAUUGUCAUCUUGGAAAAAGACAUGUACAUAGAUAUGUGUAUGAUUCAUCUAAAUGAUACAUCUUGUUAUCAGAAACUAAAAGGGGAUCCUACUAAAAAGUACUUAGAAGCAGGAGUUUAA